Setaria italica (foxtail millet) is the source of this 789-nucleotide messenger RNA. Its product is annotated as protein argonaute 1B-like. The transcript is spliced from 5 exons. The record is from RefSeq and is a predicted model, not a curated record. Gene Ontology annotation, molecular function: protein binding. Gene Ontology annotation, cellular component: cytoplasm. Gene Ontology annotation, biological process: regulatory ncRNA-mediated post-transcriptional gene silencing. NCBI's taxonomy places the organism in Eukaryota, Viridiplantae, Streptophyta, Magnoliopsida, Poales, Poaceae. The annotation marks the transcript as partial.
ACAAAGCACAUAUGCAGUUCUGAGUUCAGCAGUGAGUUAUAUCAGUAUAUUGCUGUUGGCCGGUCCUUCUCACCGGCCAUUGACACUGUAAAUCUUGGCCUGGGUGCCGAGGGAUGGAAGGGUUUCUACCAGAGCAUCAGGCUGACACAGAUGGGCUUGUCUGUGAUCAUAGACUUGUCUUCUACAGCUUUCGUUCGACCCCUGCCGCUGAUUGAUUUUUCUAUGGAGAUUCUGAACAAAGAUAACCCACAGGCCUUUAGAAGUAUUACUAACAUGGACUAUGUCAAGAUCAAGAAGGCCAUCAGUGGUGUGAGGGUUGAAGUCACACACCGAGGAGAUGCAUGCCGAAAGUACCGGAUUGCCACUGUGAUGCAAAGUCGUCCUUCUGUAUUGGACACUUUAGCAGUGAAGCUGAGGGCUCUAAGGAGAUGGUAUUUCAUUCUAAAAAAGAACUCGACCAUGGGAGACUACCCCUGAGCUUUAUUCUAAGAAGAUGCUGUGCUCCGAACAUGGGUCGGAACGGGAGUUGCAACGAUUCCCGGACUUCAAUGCUCUAACCGGCCCACUGAGAGAAGCUUGGCAGAUGUGAUCCAUUCAAGUCUAUGGGUGUCCGCCUGCCGACCGAAAUGUUAUGGCUGGUUUCAGCUGUGAUACAUCAGUACAAAGUUUCUAAUCAACCACCUUUGUAUAACCUACCGUGGGAUAUGAUUGGUACACUCUUAUGAUACACGUAGAUUUGUUGGAAAAAAUUUAAGAGCACUUCAUUUUUAUAUAAAACUUUCGUUGUAA